GCGGCAAGUGUCACUCAUCAAUCUAGGCAAAAACUUUCGAUUUUCGAAUUUGAGGCGAUAAAGUUCUCCGGCUCCAGUUCCGUUUCGCUGGGUGUCACCGGGGUGCCACUAGAGGUGCGGCAGAAUGCUGCCAAGGGGCUACAAUCGACCGACGAAGCGCAAGCUGAUCCCCCACCUGUUCAGCAACAUCCUGCAGGUGGUGGCCGCAGCCGAUCGCCCGCUGACCCAGCCCGAGAUCGUUGAGGCCGUGGCCGAGCGCCUGGAUCGCUGCGACGAGGAGCUGAAGCGCCAGAUCACAGUCGGCCUCAACGAUGCCCUUAUCUACGGCUAUCUGCGGAUCAAGAACCACCGCUACUCGGUCGUGCCCGAUCGCCUGGACCCCAGCGAGCGUCCUGCCACGACCAGCCCUGUGCCAGCGAAGACAUUCGGACCCGGCACCGGCACUCGCGCCCGCAGCGGCUGCAGCGCUCUGUCUCCGAUCGCCUGGAUACCAUCGAGCCUGCUCGUCGUCUGA
Molecule: messenger RNA, 514 nt
Organism: Drosophila obscura
Lineage: Eukaryota; Metazoa; Arthropoda; Insecta; Diptera; Drosophilidae
Exons: 1
Coding region: 125-514 (129 amino acids)
Source: RefSeq, a predicted model, not a curated record